Messenger RNA from Photinus pyralis (common eastern firefly), 1257 nucleotides. It is a transcript of the gene TrpRS-m, whose product is annotated as tryptophan--tRNA ligase, mitochondrial. The transcript is spliced from 8 exons. The record is from RefSeq and is a predicted model, not a curated record. Bases 94 to 1224 code for a protein of 376 amino acids. Gene Ontology annotation, cellular component: mitochondrion; mitochondrial matrix. Gene Ontology annotation, molecular function: ATP binding; tryptophan-tRNA ligase activity. Gene Ontology annotation, biological process: mitochondrial tryptophanyl-tRNA aminoacylation. NCBI's taxonomy places the organism in Eukaryota, Metazoa, Arthropoda, Insecta, Coleoptera, Lampyridae.
GAAUAGCAUAUAGGUGCCACUGCCAGGGGGGUUUAUGGAUUUUAGGUUAGGUUAGGUAUCUUUUCAAAUUUGUACAUAAUUAUUGUAAUUAACAUGUUCUUCAUUAAUCGGUUACCAAUAGUACUUACACGUAAAUUAAAGUCAAUACGUAUGAUGUCUACCAAACUCAAGAAGUCGGAUCCUUCUUUCCCUACGAAAUACUUUUCGGGAAUACAACCCACUGGGGAUAUACAUUUGGGGAAUUACUUAGGUGCUAUAAAGCAAUGGGUCGAUCUACAGAACAAGGAAGAUCUAAUUUUAAGUGUUGUCGACUUGCACGCCAUAACCUUGCCACAGGAUCCCAAAGAGUUGUACCAGAAUAUAUUGAGAAUGACAGCUACAUUACUAGCUUGCGGCGUAGAUACUAGCAAAUUAAUUUUGUUUCAACAAUCGCAGGUCUAUCAACACACAGAGCUUGCUUGGAUUUUUAGUUGCAUUUGCACAAUGGCAAGAUUAGCACAUUUACCUCAGUUCAAGGAGAAGUCGGCCACUUUAAAAGAUGUCCCCCUUGGUUUAUACAUUUACCCAGUUCUGCAGGCUGCAGAUAUUAUGCUUUAUAAAGCCACUCAUGUACCGGUUGGCGAUGAUCAACUACAGCAUUUGGAGCUAUCGCAAGAUUUAGCUCGUAUGUUUAACAGGCGGUAUGGACUCACAUUUCCCUCACCGCACGCUAUCGUAACAGGCACCUCCAAAAUAAAGAGUUUAAGAAAUCCAUCAAAGAAAAUGUCUAAAUCAGAUCCUGAUGCAAAGAGUAGGAUAUGCCUGACUGAUUCAGCAGACGAAAUUGCCAGGAAAAUUAGAAAGUCGGUGACUGACUGCACAUCUGCGAUUACAUUUGAUCCAGAUGAGCGUCCGGGGGUCUCAAAUUUAGUAAUGAUGCAUUCAAGCUUAAGUGGCAAAACUGUAGAAGUUAUACUGAAGGAAGUUGAGGGGAUGGACACCUUACAGUAUAAAUCGUUGGUGGCUGACUGUGUCAUAUCGUUCAUUUCACCAAUUUCACAAAGGAUAAAAGAAUUGAUGGAAGAACCUCAAUAUCUAAGAAAUGUAUUGGAUGUAGGUACAAGUAGGGCAAUGGAAAUUGCCAGUUGUACUAUGGAAGAAGUUAGGGGUAAAAUGGGAAUUCAAUUGUUACAUACUGAAGCGCAUGAACUAGCUACAAGUAAUCGAUCUAUGUACAAAAUGUAGUUUUAAUUUAUUAAAGUUGUUUUCUUAUUUGUG